CAAAACUACCUUCCCAGACAUGAUUGCACUUGGACACUCAAGACCUAGCAGCUCAACAACAGUACCUCAGUAUCGAGCGGAGCAUCGAAAGAAAACCUGAACUGCAGCAAACGUACACCAAAGUCUUGGAAGAGUAUCUGACCCUAGAUCACAUGGAACCCACAGCGUCGCAAGAGAUUAUACGUGAUGGGAAGUAUAUUUCCUUUUACUUACCCCACCACGCAGUUCUAAAGCCAGAUAGUAAAACUACGAAAGUGCGAGUAGUUUUCAACGCUUCCAAACUGUCUCACUCUGGCAUUUCUCUAAACGAUAUCCUCCACACGGGCCCCGUACUUCAAAAUGAUUUAAUGCUCAUUAUCCUCAAAUGGCGACUGUACAAAUACGUUUUCAAUGGUGACAUUGAGAACAUGUACCGCCAGAUUUACGUACAGCCAGAGGAACAAGAUUUCCAAAGAAUCGUAUUCCGUAGAACCCCUCAAAGCUCGGUCGAAGAUUUCAAAUUAAAAACGGUGACCUUUGGUGUCAAUUGCGCACCAUACUUAGCUAUAAGAACCCUGCACCAACUAGCCAAAGACUCACAUGACAAACACCCAAAAGCCUCUAAGAUUCUACUGAACGAAAUUUACGUAGACGAUAUACUGUCAGGCGGACAUGAUCUCGACUCGACACUCACUUCGAUGAAUGAGGUAAUUGCAGCACUAAAAUCAGCAGGUUUCCCAUUAAAGAAAAUGACAGCAAACCACAAAGAUAUACUCCAAAAUAUACCCACAUCUGACCGCUUAGAAGCAGACUUCCUCCAGUUCCAAGAUUCCAGCUCCACAAAAACCCUCGGAAUAAAAUGGAAUGCCCUUAAUGAUGAGUUUUCAUACUCAAUCGAUCCUCUUCCAGACUCUAAUGUAGCCACUAAAACACAAAUUUUUUCGUCCGUUGCUAAACUUUUCGACCCGGCAGGGUGGCUAACGCCAAUGAUGAUCCAAGCCAAAAUGUUACUCCAACAACUCUGGAUGGAAAGUACAGGCUGGGACGAAUCCGUCAAACCCGGCGCGCUUCACAAAUGGAACGCAUUUCAAGGAAACUUAAUAGCAAUCAGGGAAAUCCAAAUACCACGAUGGGUUCAGUUUUCCCUUAAUAAAACUAUCCAACUUUACGGAUUCUCAGACGCAUCCAAAAAGGCCUUCUGCGCCUGUGUCUACCUCAGAGUGGAACACAGCGAGAAUCAAGUAUCCUCUCAUUUGCUCGCAGCGAAAAGUAAGGUUGCACCCUUACAAACAGUUAGUCUACCUCGCUUAGAGCUCUGUGGAGCAGUCCUUCUCUCCAAACUAAUCAAGCAAAUUCAAUCCCAACUCGAUUUGCCAGCACACGAACUCACACUCUGGUCAGAUUCCUCUAUCGUUUUGGCCUG
Molecule: messenger RNA, 1402 nt
Organism: Rhagoletis zephyria (snowberry fruit fly)
Lineage: Eukaryota; Metazoa; Arthropoda; Insecta; Diptera; Tephritidae
Source: RefSeq, a predicted model, not a curated record